Molecule: messenger RNA, 1686 nt
Organism: Oryza sativa Japonica Group (Japanese rice)
Lineage: Eukaryota; Viridiplantae; Streptophyta; Magnoliopsida; Poales; Poaceae
Product: protein SLOW GREEN 1, chloroplastic
Molecular function (GO): protein binding
Source: RefSeq, a predicted model, not a curated record
CCGCCUUCGUGUCGUGCGGCUCCACCGCUUCGUUAUCCAAAUCGAACGAACAACGAACCCCUCCUUCCUCGCCUUCCUCGAGUUGAGCUCUCGCUCCGCCGCCGGCCGCCGCCUCGAGCUGGGAGGCGGCCAUGGGCGCCGCCGGCCUCCCGGCACCGGGAUGCCUGCAGAAAUUUGGACAUAUCGUUGAUGCCGAAAGAUUUGUAUUAAACAUGUCCAACCGUGGAAUCCAUAAGGCACUCAGUUUUCAGUGCUUUGCUUCUGAUGGGCGUGGCUUUGGAGCUGGUUCUACUAAUAGACGGAAAAUUAAAAGCAAGAAGAGGCAAAAGGAUGUUGCACAGGAACCAAGCAAGGUAAUAUCUGGAGGUUCCAAGAACAGGGACCAAUGGGCACUGGACUUAGGGACUCGAAGGGAAAGUAAAUAUGCUAAAACUGUCAUGGAUAAGCAAUUUCUAGAAAAAGUGGAAGCUGUUCGAAGAUCUGCACUUGAGAAAAAGAAAGCUGAUGAGAACAAAAAUUAUCAAGCUAUUGAUUAUGAUGCCCCAAUUGAAUCAGAUAAGAGUACAAUUGGUUUUGGUACGAGGGUUGGAAUUGGCAUAGCUGUCAUGGUCUUUGGAUUAGUCUUCGCUUUUGGGGAUUUCCUUCCAUAUGGAAGUGUUAGCCCCAGCAAAGAAAGCACUGUGGUUAGCAAACAACUUUCUGAGGAGGAAAUACAAAAUUUCAAGACAGCACUAGAAGGUUUUGAAGCAACACUGCGGACAUCACCUAAUGAUCCUACUGCUCUUGAGGGUGCGGCAGUAUCAUUGGUUGAACUUGGUGAAUAUCAGAAGGCUUCAGAAUUCCUAGAGAAGCUUGUUAAGGUGAUCCCUGACAAAGUUGAAGCAUACCGUUUGUUGGGUGAAGUAAAGUUUGAACUCAAGGAUUAUGAUGGGAGUUCUUCAUCAUACAGAAAAUCUUUAUCUGCGUCAGAGAAUAUCGAUUUUGAAGUUUUACGUGGUCUGACCAAUGCACUACUUGCUGCUAAGAAGCCAGAUCAGGCAGUUGAUGUAAUUCUCUCUUGCCGUCAAAAGUUGAAUGAGAAAAGUCAAACUCAAGUUGCGAAUUUGGCGGCUGCAAAUGAUGAUGGUGCUCCAAAAUCUCAAUAUAUUGAUCUUAUCCAAGUUGAUCUGCUUUUAGGAAAGGCUUAUUCUGAUUGGGGCCAUAUCAGUGAUGCUGUUGCUGUUUAUGAAAAUCUAAUCACUGAACAUCCUGAAGACUUCCGUGGUUAUUUGGCUAAGGGAAUCAUAUUAAAGGAAAAUGGUAAAUCAGGUGAAGCAGAGAGAAUGUUUAUUCAGGCCAAAUUUUUCGCACCUGAUGCAGCGAAGGCACUAGUUGAUCGAUAUGCACAAAGGUAGCGUGAGACACAACAGGGAAAUUCCAAUUCCUCUAAUUUUUGUCCCAUUAUUUUUUGUUUAGAUAGCAUCGAUCUAAGUUCGUCAGGAAUUUUAUCGCCUGUCAAUUCCUAGAUUCAGCACGACAGAAGGGACACGGGGAUAAUUUGCUUGUCAAACAAUAUUUAGAUCAAGGCAGUUAUAGUGUAUAGAAAACCUUCUUGUCGAUAAUAGCAAAUUUAUAGGAUUUUGAGAUUGUGUAUUCUUUUAUUAAUGAAUUGAUUUGAAAUAAAAAAAAUUACGAAUUUCCGUAGAA